This is a messenger RNA of Hippopotamus amphibius kiboko, 677 nucleotides long. It is a transcript of the gene BBLN, whose product is annotated as bublin coiled coil protein. The record is from RefSeq and is a predicted model, not a curated record. The transcript is spliced from 2 exons. NCBI's taxonomy places the organism in Eukaryota, Metazoa, Chordata, Mammalia, Artiodactyla, Hippopotamidae. The coding region runs from base 119 to 370 and encodes 83 amino acids.
CCACCCUUCCGGCUCCGAGCUCCGUCCCAUCGCCUCCACCUUCCGCCCCGCGCCGGCUGUCGGCGCGACCGUCGCCGCGUUCCAUCGUCGCUCGGCCCUGGCGGCGCCCGAGCCCGCAAUGUCGGGCCCCAACGGGGACCUGGGCAUGCCGGUGGAGGCGGGAGCGGAAGGCGAGGACGACGGCUUCGGGGCAGCAGAAUACGCUGCUAUCAACUCCAUGUUGGACCAGAUCAACUCCUGUCUGGACCACCUGGAGGAGAAGAAUGACCAUCUCCACGCCCGCCUCCAGGAACUGCUUGAAUCCAACCGGCAGACACGCCUUGAGUUCCAGCAGCAGCUUGAAGAGGCCCCCAGCGAUGCCAGCCCCUAGGCUCUGGGAGCCCCCAGCCAGGCCCCAGCCCUGCCUCCCUGGGCCAGGCUCUGGCCUGAGCACUCACCACCUGGCUUAGAUACCUUCUCAAGGGCUGGCCUACAGAUCUCCUGGGGGUCUGCCUACCUAGGCACCCCCUUCUGGUACUUCCCUUGGCGUGCCUGGACCAGCCCCCAUCUCCCGGCAUCCCUUCCUGGGGCCAGGUGUGGGCUAGCGACCCACCUGCCUUGCCUGCCUGCCCAACUCCUGGACGCUCCCCACUCUGCCCAGGCCUUGAGUGUCCACAUUAAACGGGUCUCCAACACCA